This is a messenger RNA of Linepithema humile (Argentine ant), 1645 nucleotides long. The record is from RefSeq and is a predicted model, not a curated record. Lineage: Eukaryota; Metazoa; Arthropoda; Insecta; Hymenoptera; Formicidae.
AACAAAAAUAACACUCGAGUGUCUAAAAGACAUUUCAAAAAUGUUCCACAUUUUUUGGAGACGUCUGUUAGAUACUCUGUUGUCUGGAAAUUUCAUAUGUUCGCAGGAAAAGAAUAUGGUGAUGUUUUACGACAAUAAUACGAAAGUCGGCGGUAUUUGCGGCGAGCUGUGGUAUCUUCUUGCGGAUUAUCUGAAUUUUACGUUUGUUCCGAUAAAAACUACGAAUCGAGAUUUCGGUCAGAGAACAGAAAAUGGCAGUUAUAAAGGUCUAGUUGGCAUGCUUGCACGUGACGAAGUACAAGUAAUCCUGAGAAGCGGAUUUUUUAAAGCUCGUAUGAACGUCGUGGACUAUACGAUACCUCUUUGGAAAAGCACGUUUCAUAUUUAUGUUCAACCGGAACGGCUAUAUGAUAAUAAGUGGGUAUUUACGCUGUUUUCCCCGAAAACGUGGUAUUCUAUAGUUUUCCUGUUCAUCAUUAUAAGCUGCGUCGGUUAUUUUUUACAAAAAAUACCGACCGAUUCUAAACGCAAGAAGAAAGACUGCACAAAUUUCAGUCUAGGCGAUCAUUUUUUCCAUUCUUUCGCUAUGAUGUGUGCGCAAGGCUAUAUACCUGACGCUUAUCACAACAAAUUCAAGAUCUUGUCGCUAUCGAAAAGCAUAUUUGCGUGGCUAGUAUUGUUAGCCUUCAGCUCCCAUCUCAUAUAUCGCAUGACGAAUAGAGAAACGACGUUGCCGUUUACAGACAUAGAAACACUUUUUAACAGUACUAAAUAUGUUCUAUUAGCAUUCCGUGGUUCUUUCCUCUUCAAUUACCUUCAUAAUAAAUAUGGAAAUAAUACAACUGGCCAAAAUCAGCGCAUACAUUUCAUAGAUAUCGCAGAGGAAAUGCAUAGGAAAAUCUGCGACAGCAUGAAAAAUUACGCGUUGUUUGAGAUCGAGGAUCGAUUUAUGGCAUUAAACAGGUACGGCUGCUCGCUUCAGUCUAUAGGCAAUUACAAUCAGACUUGGAUAACGUUCGCACUUAAGAAGGACUUCCGCUACAAGAAAACCAUUGACUCAACACUUAUCAAAUUCAACGAAGUCGGUAUAAUGGACGCUCUAAAGGAUCGUUGGCUAAAUAUCAGGCUAGAAAAUAAAGAACAAAACAAGUUCAAAACGAUCGAUUUGCAUCAAGUGCACUUGAUUUUUCUAAUACUCUGUUGCGGAAUACUCAUCUCAUUUACAAUACUCAUUCUAGAGAAUAUAAAAUAUUAUUAUGAUACGAAGAACGUUCGACGCAGACGUAGACGUUAAGAAAUAAGCAUUUGAUAUAUUUGGAGGAAACUGUACAUGAAUCUAAAUACAUAUGUGGAAAACCGAAUAAUAAUUAUUUUAGCGAAUAUCCCUCUGUUACUUCAUAAUUUAUUUAUAUUGCCUUUCUAAUAUAUACUAAUUAUUUUUCUAUUAUAUGCACAAUUUAUAUUGCAGUUGUAUCGGGAAAUUAUAAUAUAUGACCUUAUAGAGUUGGCCUUCGUCAUUUCAACGCACGCAUUAGUUUUGCCAUGACAAAGUAUCAAUAUGCUAUUAAAGCAUGACAUUUCGCAGAUUGUAAUAACAGAUAUAAUUAAUUAGUUUAUGAAUUUAAAACAUAAGUACGUAAUAAAA